CAGGGCCAGACAGGCUACCCCUUCAUUGAUGCCAUCAUGACGCAGCUGCGCAGCGAGGGCUGGAUCCACCACCUCGCUCGGCACGCCGUCGCCUGCUUCCUCACCCGCGGGGACCUCUGGGUGUCCUGGGAGGAAGGGCUGAAGGUCUUUGAGGAGCUCCUGCUAGACGCAGACUGGUCCCUCAACGCCGGCAACUGGCUGUGGAUUUCAGGCAGUGCCCACCGGUAUUUCCGCAUCUACUCGCCCAUCGCUUUCGGAAAGAAGACAGACCAAGAUGGGGCGUACAUUCGGAAAUACCUUCCUGUCCUCAAGGAUUUCCCCACCGAGUACAUCUACGAGCCCUGGAAGGCACCACGGGCUGUGCAGGAGCGGGCAGGCUGUCUGGUGGGCACCCACUACCCCCGGCCCAUCGUGGAACACAGCACGGCAAGCAAGAGGAACCUGGAGCGCAUGAAGGCAGCCUACGCCCGAAAAGGCAACGAAUCCACUAAAAAGCACCAUACUCCCCCCACAGCCUUGCUAUCACCCCAGCUGCCUCCAGGCACCAAGCAGGAGCCACCAGCCAGCCCCUCAGUGGCCAAAUUGCAAAGGAAAAAGCCUGAGGACGAGCAGCGCUGA
This is a messenger RNA of Pterocles gutturalis (yellow-throated sandgrouse), 618 nucleotides long. Its product is annotated as cryptochrome-1-like. The transcript has 3 exons. Gene Ontology annotation, molecular function: FAD binding; DNA binding. The annotation marks the transcript as partial. The record is from RefSeq and is a predicted model, not a curated record. Lineage: Eukaryota; Metazoa; Chordata; Aves; Pterocliformes; Pteroclidae. Gene Ontology annotation, cellular component: cytoplasm; nucleus. Gene Ontology annotation, biological process: circadian regulation of gene expression; entrainment of circadian clock by photoperiod.